AUGUCUUCAGGGUUCGUCAGUGGUGGCAAAGCCGGGGAGGAAGUGCAACGCGACGAUGAGUGGAAAAGAGCGCAGCAGGAAAUUGAAGAUGCCAGACGUGCCAAAGCCGAGCUAGCAAAGCAGCACGACGGCAAGAGUCUGUACGAAGUCUUGCAAGCCAACAAAGACAAGAAACAAGCCGAGUUUGAAGAAAAGGCACGCUACAAACUUCAUGUCGCCCUUGACGACGAGGAAGCCGACUACCUGGAUUCAAUCCUUGAGAAGAAGCGCCUGGAAGAAGCCAACGUCAAGAAAGAAACUACCGAGCAGCUUGAUCUAUUCCGACGGCAGCGUGAAGAGGCGGAGAGAAAGGUACGUGGGCUUGAGGAGGAGACUGCAGAGCCGGCGCAGGAGCACGGUGCCGAACAGUGGGCAGCUGCUGGAAAGAAGAGGAAGAAAGGGCCUGAAGCCGGACUACUCAAGGGUGUGAAGCUGAGGAAAUCGAGUUCCAUCCCAGAGGAGCAUAAGCCUGCUGAAAAAUCACAGUCGACGACAGAGACAAUCCAGCAAAAAACGACAAACAUUCCUUCCCAGGUGAAUGCUAAGGCCGAUACGACAAGUUCUGCAAACCCACCUGUCGCCAAUGUACAGCCCUCAACAAAUGCGUCUGCGUCGAAAACAGGAAAUGCACUUUCUCUUGGACUAGGCUACGCCUCCUCCGACGAUGAGGACUAG
Molecule: messenger RNA, 714 nt
Organism: Bipolaris oryzae ATCC 44560
Lineage: Eukaryota; Fungi; Ascomycota; Dothideomycetes; Pleosporales; Pleosporaceae
Exons: 1
Coding region: 1-714 (237 amino acids)
Cellular component (GO): nucleus
Source: RefSeq, a predicted model, not a curated record